GAGGGGGGAGCGCGGACGGAAACGCGGGAGUGAGCGGGGGACAUCGAUGAUUAGUAGUAGUACAGUACUUGUUUUUUGGCGUCAUCGUUUGCGGGCGUUCUUAGGACUCGCGUUACAGGAGGAGCUCCCAUCUGCCGCCCUCCCCUGAACGCGGACAAUCAUGCGGGCGCUCUUUUGGGGCUUGGGCUUGCUGCUGUUCCCCCAUUUAGGAGCUGCGGACGCGUCCGCCGAGACGCCGCUGUCGAGUCCAAGACCAGCGAAAGAGCAGAUCGGCGCCUACGAGAUCGCCACGCCGGUGCGAGUGGACGGCGCCGGCGACAAGUUCCCGAGCGGCGCGCACUUCAAGAGGAAACGGCGAAGUUUGGACGACAAGAGCGACAACGCGACGCGGCACUGGGCCACCCCGAACAUCCAUUACAGGAUUUCUGCCUUCGGACAGAACUAUCACCUCAACCUCACGCCGGACUCGGGAUUUAUCGCCCCGCUCUAUACCGUGACGAUCCUCGGAGGAGAUGACGCGACGGGCCGGGACGAGGCACCGCCGCACGAGGGCGACGAGGAGGAGGACACCGACUUGAGGCAUUGCUUCUAUAAAGGACAAGUCAAUGCCAAAUCGGAGCACGCCGCGGUCAUCAGUUUGUGCUCCGGACUGUUUGGUACCUUCGGCUCUCCGGAAGGGGAGUAUUUUGUCGAGCCCCUUCACAGCUAUCAAGGAGAACAUUAUGAAGAGGAACGCACAAAACCUCACAUCGUGUACAGGAAGGGGGCGCCCCGCAAAGAGAAAUUUGGCCCGAGCUCACCUUGCGACACUUCAGGACACAAACACAGGCACGAGAGGCACAAAGCGAGGAAAAAGCCAGCCGCCGGGAUGGCCUCGGAAGCCGCCGCGGACUCGCCCGCUGGCCGCCUGCCCGGCGACGCCUUGCGUCGAUCGGAGAGCGUCCUCGGCGCGGGCGCGAGACCCGCAAACGAAAGCGGCGGAGAUGACGCCGGAGCUCACAAGCGCUCCAAGCGCUUCCUGUCCUUCCCGCGCUUUGUGGAAGUCAUGUUGGUGGCCGACAGCAAAAUGGUGGAACAUCACGGCGGCAACCUGCAGCACUACCUGCUCACCCUCACGGCCAUCGUGUCGUCCAUCUACAAGGACCCCAGCAUCGGCAACCUCAUCAACAUCGCCAUUGUGAAGUUAGUCAUCAUCAACAACGAGCUGGAGGGUCCCCUUGUUUCAUUUAACGCGCAGACCACUUUGAAGAACUUUUGCAUUUGGCAGCACGCUCAAAACGUCCUGGAUGACAACCACCCCUCGCACCACGACACCGCCAUCCUUAUCACACGGCAAGACAUCUGUAGAGCAAGGGACAAGUGUGACACUUUAGGACUGGCAGAGUUGGGCACCGUGUGCGAUCCGUACCGCAGCUGCAGCAUCAGCGAGGACAACGGCCUGAGCACGGCGUUCACCAUCGCCCACGAGCUGGGCCACGUGUUCAACAUGCCUCAUGACGACAGCAAUAAAUGUAAGGAGGAUGGCGUCAAGAUCCAGCAGCACGUGAUGGCUCCCACGCUCAACUACAACACAAAUCCUUGGAUGUGGUCCAAGUGUAGCAGGAAGUACAUCACCGAGUUCCUCGACACCGGCUACGGCGAGUGCUUGCUGGACGAGCCCGUCUCGAGGCCGUACAGUCUCUCGCAGCAGCUGCCCGGACGGAUUUACAACGUCAAUAAACAGUGCGAAUUGAUAUUUGGAGCGGGAACACAGGUGUGUCCUUAUAUGACCCAAUGUCGAAGGCUGUGGUGCACCAGCCCAGAAGGCGCCCAGAGGGGCUGCAGGACGCAGCACAUGCCGUGGGCGGACGGAACCGAUUGCUCCCCGGGAAAGCACUGCAAGCACGGGCUGUGCAUCGCCAAAGAGCACGACGCCGCGCCCGUGGAGGGCGCCUGGGGAGUCUGGAGUCCUUUCGCCAGCUGUUCUCGCACGUGCGGCGGCGGCAUCAAGAUUGCGGAGCGCGAAUGCAACCGGCCCGUGCCAAGGAACGGAGGCGCGUAUUGCGUGGGUCGGCGGAUGAAGUUCCGUUCCUGUAACUCGGAGCCGUGCUCCGAGCAGAAGAGGGACUUCAGGGAGGAGCAGUGCGCCCUUUUCGACGGCAGGCAUUUCAACAUCAACGGCCUACCUCCGAAUGUUCGCUGGGUGCCCAAAUACAGCGGCGUUCUGAUGAAGGACAGAUGUAAGCUGUUCUGCAGGGUUGCGGGCAGCACGGCCUACUAUCAGCUCAGGGACCGGGUCACCGACGGCACGCCGUGCGGACCCGACACCAACGACAUCUGCGUCCAAGGCUUGUGCAGGCAAGCUGGCUGCGACCACGUCUUAAACUCCAAAGCCAGGAGAGACAAGUGCGGCGUGUGCGGCGGUGACAACUCUUCUUGUAAGACCGUGGCAAACACUUUCAACGUUGUACGCUACGGCUACAAUGAAGUGGUUCGGAUACCCAGCGGCGCCACAAACGUCGAUGUUCGUCAACACAGCUACUCAGGGAAACCAGAGGAUGACAACUACCUCGCCAUAUCAAACAGCCGCGGAGAGUUCCUGCUGAAUGGAGAGUUUGUCGUCAGCAUGUUCAAAAGAGAAAUCAAAGUGGGAAGCGCCGUCAUCGAGUACAGCGGCUCCGAUCACGUCAUCGAGAGGAUUAACUGCACCGAGCGCCUUGAAGAGGAGAUCGUCGUCCAGGUGCUGUCCGUAGGGAACCUUUACAACCCGGAUGUCAGGUACUCCUUCAACAUCCCCAUCGAGGACCGGCCCCAGCAGUUUUUCUGGGAUGCCUACGGUCCGUGGCAGGACUGCAGCCGCCUGUGCCAAGGAGAGAGGAAGAGAAAGGUUCUCUGUAGCAGAGAGUCCGACCGGGUGGUGGUGUCGGACCAGAGGUGUCAUGCCCUACCGAGACCUGCGCUGAUCCCCGAGGCCUGCAACACAGACUGUGAACUGAGGUGGCAUGCGGCUCGCAAGAGUGAAUGCACAGCUCAGUGCGGUGUUGGAUUUCGCACCCUGGACAUAUUCUGUUCCAAAAUGAGCCGCACGGACGGAAAGAUCCAAAAGGUUGAUGAUCGCUAUUGCAGCGGGCAGCGCAAACCCGAGGACAAGGAAGUUUGUCACGGAGAUUGUAAUCCCGGAGGCUGGGAGUACUCGUCCUGGUCAGAGUGCUCAAAGAGUUGCGGCGGGGGCACCCGGCGAAGAGGAGCGGUGUGUCGAAAGGCGGCCGAGGCCGAGGGCGAUGACGGCAAGUGCAGUCAUCGGGACAAGCUGGCCGUCCAACCCUGCAAUGAAUUCCUCUGUCCUCAAUGGAAGACCGGAGACUGGUCGGAGUGCCUGGUAACCUGCGGCAAAGGCUACAAGCACCGACCCACUUGGUGUCAGUUUGGUGAGGAGCGUCUAGAUGACCGCUUCUGCGGGUCGACCAAGCCCGAGUCGGUGCAGACGUGUCAGCAGCAGGAGUGCGCCGCCUGGCAGGUCGGACCUUGGGGGCAGUGCACGACCUCGUGUGGGCUCGGGUACCAGAUGCGAGCUGUCAAGUGUGUGGUGGGAUCUUAUGGCGCCGUCAUGGAAGACACCGAAUGCAAUGCCGCCACCCGGCCCACUGACACCCAGGACUGCGAACUGGCCCAGUGUCCGGCCGGCCAGAUUGUCCCCCCGGGGACCAAAGUCCCGUCCCAUCAAGGCCACAAAACCCAAUGGCGCUUUGGUUCAUGGACCCAGUGCAGCGCGAGCUGUGGCAAAGGGACCCGCAUGCGUUACGUCAGUUGCCGCGACAAUCACGGCGGCGUGGCGGAUGAGUCGGCGUGCGCCGGCCUCCCCAAACCUCCUGCCGGAGAGGCCUGCUCCGUCGUCACGUGCGGACAGUGGAAAGUGUUGGAGUGGACCGCGUGUUCGGUCAGCUGCGGUCAGGGGAAAACGACUCGCCGAGUGCUCUGCGUCAACUUCGCCGACCAAGAAGUCAACGUCGGCGAGUGCGACCCGGACGAGCGGCCGAGCGCCGAGCAGGACUGCGCCGCCUCGCCGUGCCCGUCCCACUCCGGCGAUUCCAGACCGCUUCCAUCCUCGCCGAUCGGCGGCGUCCGCAACGUCAUUCCUCAAAGCCGAUCCCAGCAAUGGCGGACGGGGCCCUGGGGCGCGUGCUCCAGCACGUGCGCCGGAGGCUUCCAGCGGCGAGUGGUGGUGUGCCAGGACGAGAACGGCUACCCGGCCAACAGCUGCGAGGAUCGCAGGCGGCCCGGCGAGCAGCGAUCCUGCGAGUCGGGCCCGUGCCCGCAGUGGAUCCACGGCAGCUGGGGAGAGUGCACCAAACCGUGCGGAGGCGGCAUCAAGACCAGACUGGUGCUAUGUCAACGUCCCGACGGCGAGCGUUUCAACGACCUGAGCUGCGAGAUCCACGACAAGCCGCCCGACCGGGAGCGCUGCAACACUCGGCCGUGCCCGGCCGGCCCCCGCUGGAGCGCCGACCCGUGGGGGUCGCUACGCUCGUGAUCAUUACGACACCGGCGCAACACCCUGCUUGUUUUUUUUUGGUUUUCGUUGGGUUUUUUUUGUUUGUUUUCAAACCGGCCGUGACACUCUGUCGCUCGGGCGCCGUUUCCUCGAGACGUUUGGAAAAAUCCAUUUGUGUCCUAUCGCGCAGUUUGCCGGAGACGGUCGAUCGCCAAGCUGUGGCCAGACCAGAAAAGAAGGUUCUUCUUUUCUCUCGUGACUGUCAACCAGGAGUCGGGCUGAAAUCCAAAUAUUCUUUGCGAUACAUAAUUUAUUGAUAAUUUUUUUUUUUUGGUCAUUUGUACGUAGCGCAAUGUCGAAUAGCCAUUUCUUUUCGUCUUUGCUCGGCGAUUGUUGUUCAUGUUCAUGUGCAAAUACCCAGCCAGAAGGACUUUUUGCUUCAGCGUGGCUUAGCGCAAAUGGCGAAACUGAAGGAUGGAGUUUGUCCGAACGCCCGCAUGCUUCGGUGUAGAACCAAAAUUGGCGAACGCGGACGCUCGAUUUGACGCCGGCGGACUAGACUUUCCUCCUUGCGAGGGCAGCGGCGCCCCCAAACCAAAUGGCGUCCGCUUUCUGCGCUCCGUGUGCCACGGGCGGCUAUUCGGCGCCGCCGCGAUCCGUGCUUCCGCCACCAAAAGGGGGGGGGACGCUUCUUUGUCAAACUCCACGCUGCGCUCCAAAAGGUGCUCCGAGUGUCUCCGUGCCACUUUGUGCUUUUUUGUCCCAACAAUACCUCACCUGGAAACCAGCACAAACUCAUCUUGCCGUUUUAAAGUCCGAUCGCUAACCUGAAAUGGUGCUCCGAGUGUCCGAAACAGACAUUUGCAACGUUUUUUUUUUUUGUUUUUUGGGGGACAUGGGGGGGGUGCUAGUGAUCACUUUUUUGUCACGUGAAUGUGAUGAAUCGAGUGUCAUGCAAAGUGUGUCACUCAUCAUGUUGACGUGUCUUUGAAUGUCACUCAAACGAGGGCCAAUCAGAAGGCGCCCUUUUCUCGUUUCGUACGCCGAGCUCGUAACUCUUGAGCCAAGCCAGCGUGCCUACCUCAGUCUCCUCCGCUGCCGCCUCACCUUUGUCUCCUUUUGCCCGGCAGGGGGGGCUUUGUUUGGCAGCCUCACCAGUGCAGCUGAUGCCCCCCCCCCCCCUCCCGACGCAUAAUUGGCGUUUGGCGCCAAUUAUGGCCGCUUUUGCCUGCGUUCCCGUUCGCAUCCUUGCCGGCGAUGAUUCCCGCGUGCUCGGCCGCCAACGAGCCAUUCGCCGCGGGUCCAACGCCCGGCGCCGCCCAAAUACGUCUGCCUGCCGGAUCCGAUCGACUUUUGACUCUUGCGCCGCAGAUACGAGCGCCCGCUUUGUCUCUCCGCCACAAACGGCGGGAUGAGUCUUUUUUUGUUGUUGCCGAGAAGCGUUUCCUGUAUAUUUAAGUCAUGACAUGUAUUUAUUGUCACGUCAUUAAAACGCUGUGUAAAUA
Molecule: messenger RNA, 5976 nt
Organism: Hippocampus zosterae (dwarf seahorse)
Lineage: Eukaryota; Metazoa; Chordata; Actinopteri; Syngnathiformes; Syngnathidae
Gene: adamts9
Product: ADAM metallopeptidase with thrombospondin type 1 motif, 9
Exons: 28
Coding region: 161-4510 (1449 amino acids)
Biological process (GO): proteolysis; extracellular matrix organization
Cellular component (GO): extracellular matrix
Molecular function (GO): metalloendopeptidase activity
Source: RefSeq, a predicted model, not a curated record